This is a messenger RNA of Closterium sp. NIES-67, 1564 nucleotides long. The record is from the annotation of a GenBank genome assembly. NCBI's taxonomy places the organism in Eukaryota, Viridiplantae, Streptophyta, Zygnematophyceae, Desmidiales, Closteriaceae.
UCACGGUUCGAGUUUCUGUAGCUGCAGAACGUAUCCUCCUUUUAGGAUCAUUUGAUCGUAGCAUCGUAAUCUCUCUCGAUCUGUCAGCAGUGCGAAACACCCGCAUCGUACUGUAGAAGCAUUUUCACUCCAAGCAAUGCUGGAGUUCUCACAUUCAGCAUUUAUCUGCGCGUGGAACGCCAUCGUCAUUCUCGCUAGAGCUUCCCGUUCCCUACCACACUGCAUCCGACGUUCGCAGAUCUAGCAAAUUCCGUAUCAUUCUCGAGCUUCCGGAGCUGAAACCCCUUUCUGUUAUGGCAGCGUAGCAGCGUACUACCGUGCCUCGUUGUUGGCUCGGAUGCAUCGCAUCGCGAAGCGUCGCGUCGAAUGCAGCGCGAAGCGUCGCGGCAAUGCUGCAGCUCCCGUCCCCGUAACGUUGUGCUACACAGUGCCAGCUCGUGACGUGUCGGUCGGAGAUUGAGUGCUUCGAUCGAGUCGUGGUGUGCGUUGAAUGGACUCGAAACGUUCUGCUCCGAGCCGGAGCAAACGAACGAGCCUCCGCGGGCCGCCUGGAGGGGACGACCGCCACAGUCACUGUGGUGUCGACGAUCAGCGAUCGACGAUGGACGACCGACGGUCGAUAAUCGAUGGAGGAAGGAAGGACGGUCGAGACGCCAGUUGACGGUGGAUGCGAAGGAGGGCAGGAAGCUUCCGAAAGUCCUAACGGACUCCGAGCUUCGCAACAGUCAUGGUGCUAGUACUAAGCACGCAGAGCUUAGCGGUCCGGCCCACCCUACGGCCUGCAAACCUCUCUCCAGUGGUCCACCUUAAGGCCUGGCGCUGCGUGCUUACUAAGCACUACUAGUAGUACUAGUACUAGUACUUCGUCAACAAGUUAUUUUCCAUAUGAGUACUACUCGUAGUUCUCUACCAUCCCAUCCGUGCUAGCAGCACUCCGAGCACUCCGAGCUCUCCGAGCACUCCAAGCACUACUACCACUGAGACUCUUGGUGCUCUCUUCAACAGCCAUCACUUCCCCUGCUCUCCGCCGCGCUGCUCAGUCACACACCUUCAUUACUAUCACAUUUCGAGAACAAUCCCACCUAACGUAACCCUUUCACACCAUGGCGUGCCAUCGCUCCCUUCAAUCCCCAGCGGCAACAACGGCUGCAGUCCCUCAAACUACGAACUUUUCACCUUCAGAGCCUCUCUAUCGGUAUCCCUCACUCCCACUGGACGGUGAGCCAUUUCCGCCUUUGCGUCACGUGCUCACUGGCUGCUCCGCGCGAGCACGUGCCGCCACACAUCACUAUGUUUGCGCCACACCCAGUGCUGCCCCGCCCGCCCGCCGCCGUGCCUUUUCCGCCACGGAGUGCGGGCGGCUCCUGUUCCCCUCGCCUCCCCGUGCAGACAAACCCGCCACCUGUGGUUUCCGCUGCCGCCGCCACCAACUCGCUGCUCUGUCCAUGAAACCCCCCUCCGAUGUCCGCCCUUCCGCUGUGGAGGCCGAUACAGCACAACGUGCGAGCUCCAGACCUGGGGGCUCAUCUCAAAACUAGAAUUUUAAUGAAUGAUAGAGUUAGAG